AUGUCUAUUUCUGAUGUACCUAUUCACAAGGACAUUUCCAAAUUACCAGAAACAAAGGUAUCUAAAGAGUUAGCAAAACAUAACAACAACGAUAAUGACCAUUACAACCACGAUAUCAAAGAACACAUAAAUAAGAAAGAUCAUAAGAAAGAAACAGAUAGCAAUGGUCUAAGAACAAAAAUUUUGAACAAUGAAAAUAUCAAAUGGUGCAUACUAGAAUUGUUAGGACCAAUUUUUUUGACUUUUUUGUCCUUUAAGGUGAGAUUUCAAGAGAUUGAUAAAAAUCGACAAGUUGUAUGGGAUGAAGCCCAUUUUGGUAAGUUUGGUUCGUACUACAUUAAACACGAAUUUUAUCAUGAUGUCCAUCCACCUUUAGGGAAGAUGCUUAUUGCAUUAAGUGAAUGGUUGGCUGGCUUUGAUGGCCAUUUCGAUUUCGAGUCAAAUUCAGACUAUCCUGGCAACGUCAAUUUUAAAUUUAUGAGGCAGUUCAAUGCGAUGUUUGGUGCUCUUUGUACCCCAUUAGCAUUUUUUUCUUCUAAGUGGAUGGGAUUAAACUACUGGUCGGUCUAUUUAAUUACGUUAAUGGUCACUUUGGAACAUUCUUUUAUUGUACUAUCCAAAUUUAUUUUGUUAGAUUCUAUGUUAUUAUUUUUUAUUGCUUUGAGUUUCGCGUGCAUGUGUAAACUUUACGACCUGCGUGAUAGACAAAUGACCAGGGAAUGGUCACUUUGGAUGCUCCUAACAGGUAUUUCGUUAGGGUGUGUAUGCUCUGUAAAAUGGGUUGGACUAUUUAUUACAUCAGUAGUAGGUUUAUAUACUGUGCUAGAUCUUUUCAAAUUAUAUUAUGAUAAAAGGGUUGGGAGAAUAAAGUAUGUUAGACAUUGGCUGGUUAGAAUUAUAGAUUUGAUUAUAGUUCCUUUCCUAAUCUAUUUGUUUUGUUUUAAGAUCCAUUUCAGUUUACUUUAUAAGUCUGGAACAGGUGAUGCAUCCACCAAUACUCUGUUUCAGGUCAAUCUAGAAGGUACUAAAAUUGAAAAUAGCCCACGGAAUGUCUUGUUUGGAUCACAGGUCACUAUAAGGUCACAUGGAUUAAGUCCAAAUCUUCUACAUUCUCAUCCUCAAUUGUAUCCUGAUGGAUCCGGUCAGAGACAAAUUACCGGCUAUGGACAUUCUGAUUCUAAUAAUGUCUGGGAGAUUCAAUUUUCUAGGCGAUCAAUAAUGAAGUUUGAUGACAAUAAAAAAACUUCUAAUAGUCAGUUAUUGGGUGUUGGCAAUGGUAGUCUUAUCAGAUUAGUUCAUAAUAACACUAGAUCAAAUCUACAUUCCCACGAAAUUCCAUCACAUGUUUCUCGUGGAAAUUAUGAAGUUUCAGGAUAUGGGGAUGAUAUAAAUGGAGAUAGUAAAGAUGAUUGGAUUAUUGAAAUUGUAGAUCAAUUGGAUUCUGCUAACCCAGACUUCCAUAAAGAAAAUCCAGAUCUAGUACAUCCUAUCUCUACAUUUUUUAGAUUAAAACAUGCAGAUCUUGGAUGCUACUUAGCUACAACUGGGCUCGCUUAUCCCAACUGGGGGUUUAGUCAGGCAGAAAUCGUUUGCAAACAAUCAUGGAGUUCUAGAGAUAAAUCUACAUGGUGGAAUAUCGAAGACCAUUGGAAUGAUAAUUUAGAAGUAGAAGAUGAUUAUGUCCCACCAAAAUCUAAAUUUUGGACAGACUUUAUCUUAAUAAAUUUUGCCAUGGCAUCUUCUAAUAAUGCAUUAAUCCCAGACCCUGACAAAUACGAUCGACUAGCUUCCAAAGCAUGGGAGUGGCCUACAUUACAUAGAGGUCUUAGAAUGAAUCAUUGGGGGAUGGAUCAGGCCAGAUAUUUUAUGAUGGGGUCACCAUUUAAUACUUGGAUAUCGACGUUGUUUAUUAUCUUAUUUCCAAUACCUGUGUUAACAAUUUUAAUAAAACAAAAAAGGCAAACUACUUUAUUUACUGAGGAACAAUGGAUGUCUUACAUAAUCCAGGGUAUUUUCCCAUUUAUUUCAUGGUUAGCUAACUAUCUCCCAUUUGUAGUUAUGGGUAGAGUCACUUAUGUACACCACUAUGCUCCAGCGUUAUAUUUUGCAAUCAUUUUGUUUGGGUCUACAAUGAAUUAUUAUCUAGAAAAGUCUUACUACUAUUUGAAAACCGCAAUUUACUUGAUUUUAUUUACAGGUUGUAUCUAUAUUUACAUUAAAUUUUCACCAAUAUGUCAAGGUAUGAUAGGUCCUAUGUUAACGUACGACUAUUUAAAAUGGUUGUCUUCAUGGGAACUUUAA
This is a messenger RNA of Arxiozyma heterogenica, 2301 nucleotides long. RefSeq names its product dolichyl-phosphate-mannose-protein mannosyltransferase PMT6 (gene PMT6). Gene Ontology annotation, molecular function: dolichyl-phosphate-mannose-protein mannosyltransferase activity. The record is from RefSeq and is a predicted model, not a curated record. The coding region runs from base 1 to 2301 and encodes 766 amino acids. Lineage: Eukaryota; Fungi; Ascomycota; Saccharomycetes; Saccharomycetales; Saccharomycetaceae. Gene Ontology annotation, cellular component: membrane; endoplasmic reticulum. Gene Ontology annotation, biological process: protein O-linked glycosylation via mannose. The transcript has a single exon.